UUACGAUUCCCGACUGCGAACUGCGAGUGCGUUUUGAAUUGUGGAAACGGGAGUGCGCGCGUAACUUUUCAGCGUCGCGGCGAUCGAUGUUUUAAUCUCGUUUUUCCUUGCAUCCUUCUAAAUAAAAAUGGAAGAAUUCAUUACGGCUUCACCGCAACAUUCCGAGGUUAUCUCAGAAGAGAAUGACGUAAGUUCUAGUAAGGAAGAAUGUUUAUUAGAAAAUACAAAUGUUCCAAAAACCAGAUUUACAACCGCUUACGUUACAAUCCAGAAACCUCAUAAGUCUGCGAUUAAAGAGAAAAAAACAUUUGCUUUUUGGACAUUGGUAAUUUUAUUAUUUUUACUAGCAGUGGGCAAUCUCAUAUUGACUAUGACAAUACUUGGAGUUUUACGAAUAGGAAAUGGCAUGCAAAGCAUAGAGUUACUGCCGGAAGAAAAAUCACUGAAGCUUUCUGGAGAUGUUGACCUCGAUCGCAUUUAUAAACAAAAUAACGUAUUAGAAGGUUUUGAAGGAGAGAACCUGGAUAUAACUUCUGAAGACGGCUCCAUAUUUGUGAACCUCUACACUCGGAUUAAUAGAAUUUUUAACAAAAUAAGAAUUGAAAAAAAUUUCACAUCCUUUAAUGGAUUUGAUUCCUUUGAAGUCAAAACCAAAAAUAAAGAGUCAAUUUUUAAAGUGAACAAUCCAGUGUUUGAUAAUUUAAAAAGUGUAAACACGUUAAAAAGUAAAAUUAUAGCCACCAAUAAAGUCAGAAGUAAAUUACAUGAGAAUUUGAAAAUUGAGGGAAACGUGGUGCAUUUAAAAGGGAACGAAGGAUCUAAAAUAGAAGCAAGAGAAAUUGUGUGGAGUGCUGACCAAGAUAUCUAUUUGCGAAGUAUUAACGGGUCCAUUCUGCUUAGCGGAAAAGAGGGUACCUACAUCGACGUAGAGCGAUUACCAAUCGCCAAGGUGCCGAAAAAGAGUUUUCUAACAGCUCAGUUUAAAAUAUGCGUGUGUAUGCCCCAGGGAAAACUAUUUAGGUUACCAAUAGCUAACGUGGACGAACGGGUGUACUGCCAUCAAGCCGACAUGUCGGAGAAGUAUAACCCUUGCAUGUAAAAUAUUACUGUAGCCAAUACUCCUGUUAUAGUUCAGAAUAAUAAGGGUAGUUUGUCAGUAAAAAUAAUUAAUGAAAAACUGAAAUGAAAGCACAGUAUUGAUGACAUUUAUAAGAAAUGGCCAAGGGGAUUGGCCAUUUUAAAAAGUAAGAGGUUUAUAUGAUAUAUGUAUGUAGUGUGGAGUACUGUGAAGUCAACAUAGGCAUAAACAUCCUUUCCUGGAUAUGUUUCCUAAUAAUUUAUUAUUAUUAAGGAGUUACACCGAUAAAAUAUGUGUGUAUCAGAAAUAUCUAGAAAUGGUUUUUGAAAUGUUUCUCUUAUAAUCAAAUAUUUGUAUUUAGAACUUAAAUCAUUCCUUUUGAAUACCGAUUUUAGAUACCAAAUCUGGAAGAAUAAUUAUCAGCUAGUUUAUAUUUUUAAUCAAAACUAUUGUUUUCGAAAUGAAAAAUCUUUGAGUGUAUUACAGACAUAUAGUUUGUUUCCUUUUUGUUAUAUAAUGUUUAAAUUCUAUAAAUUUGUUUUUGUUACUAAUUUAAAAAAAUAAUAAAUGGUCAUUGUAUGUAAUAAAUCAGUUUUUGUAUGUAAAUACUUCUACUAAACACUUACAUUUUGGAAAUAAACAAAAAUUUACAAAACAUAUUCAAUAAAUAAUAGCAUCAUCCGUAACUUGCUGUGGAUAAUAACACAUUCAUUAUAUCUUCAGUAGAAUUUUAAUAACGACAACCUUAUGACAGUGACAUGUCGCCUAAGUGGGCAUCAUCAGGCAGAUUUUUUUUUUAAAUCUACAAAGUAUCAAUACGUGACAAAUUUCUUUGGAUAUUGUGUACUGCUUAAGACAUAUGUUUUGAUGAUGCAUGGGGGCGAAACAUGUCACAGUAAUGACUUUAUUUGAAUGGUACUGCAGAUUUUAAGGGUUUUAUUUUCCACUUAUUAAUAACAAUUUAAAAUAAAAAUACGCCUGUUUUCGAAAUUAAAAAGCUUUGAGUGUACGUGAAAAACGUAUUGUUUUUUUUUGUUUGUUAAAAAAUAGAUAAAACGUUCCUUUUUUUAAUCUAAUGAGUAAGAAAACACAGGAUAACUAUUAUUUACCGCUCUACCACUAUAUCGGUUAUUAUGAGAGAUACCGUGAUGAGAAACCAAGGCAAAUUUGCUCAAUUUAGUGUUUAAGAAAAUGGUGCCAAUGGUGCAAAAGAGAUUGAAAAAUAUUAAAAUACAUCCGCAGAUUCUUGUUUUUCUUUUCAUGGAUUUAAAAAAAUGCACUUUGAUGGUAUUAGUUUCUCUCUUUUUUUUUAAAUAGUAUUAUAACAUUUAUUUUUUUAACUUUUACGCCUGCAUCAUGUUUGGUUUUUACAAUUCAUUAUUAUUGGUUUUUUCAAAUUUUAUUUUUUCUGAAUUAAAUCUUUCAGCUCAUAAUAAUGAAUGUAUCUAUAAUAUUUAUCGAUAACUUUUAUAUGAUAAAUUUUUACUUUAAAUAUAAACACUUCUCCCUAUAAGACACUAUUUUAAUCAUUAAGCUGUAUGCAACACUCUUUUCAGAAGAUCAAACACUUAGAGGUGAAAAUUAUAGGUCCUUUAAAAAGGACGGUGUACUAAAAAAAGCGGAUGAUGAAACAUCGAUUUUGGUAUUGUUAUUUAGGAGAGAAGAAAAACUGUCAUUUAUUUUUAAUUUACCUUGAAAUAAGGUAAAAGAAUAAUACAGACAAUUUUCUUUAUGUUGUAUCGCCAAUUUCUUAAGUAGGAAACUGUCCAAUUUGCUCGUUCUCAUAUAUCUCUUAUAAUAAUCGGUAUCCCUAUAGAACCUGUAUAGAAUUUUUUUAUUGUUAAAACCGAGUUUUAAAUUAAAAAAUCUUUGAAUGUAUUAAUAAACAUAUCUUUUUUGUAUAUUAAUAAAAGUUUAGUGACUAUAA
Anthonomus grandis grandis is the source of this 3005-nucleotide messenger RNA. Its product is annotated as beta-sarcoglycan. Lineage: Eukaryota; Metazoa; Arthropoda; Insecta; Coleoptera; Curculionidae. The coding region runs from base 128 to 1099 and encodes 323 amino acids. The record is from RefSeq and is a predicted model, not a curated record. Gene Ontology annotation, biological process: muscle organ development. Gene Ontology annotation, cellular component: sarcolemma; sarcoglycan complex. The transcript has 2 exons.